GAUACGGUUUCCUCAAUUACUUUCUUUAUUUAUUACUUGUCUUUGUUCCUCCUAUAUCUCCGAUCAAACUCCCUUUUCCUUCCUUCUAAUGCUUUUCCAUUCUUGGGAUUCUUCAUUACUUUACUAUUCAACUUCGAAGAGGCAUUUACUUUACUCAACAUCAGGAAACGGAACCGAGACUGGAUUUCAAGGAAGAGAGGAGAAGUGCACCCAAAAGAGAAGGCAGGAGAGGGAAAGAGCCAAAAUGACGAAACUUCCAGUUGGAACAUGCGACACUGUAAUCAUUCAUUCGCUGCCCAUUCCAUUCCCCAUGAAUCUGCAGAAGCUUCAAUGGGCACUGCCACUAUUUCUCACACCAGUUUGACGACAUAAACUGACCACACAUUUGAUAUACUAGUGCCAAGCUGAAGACACAACCCUCCGUACCAACCCGUUCACGAAUGAUGAGCAGUGCGAGGAAUGUCGUGAGGGGAGCAUUAUUGGGGUUUCAGAUGUGAGGGCGAGAUAUAGACUCAAAGACAUAGACCUCGCAGACCUCAGCAUGAAAACCGAGCCUCAACCUGCCUUCCUAGGUGGUCCAGAUAGGAGGUGGUAUCUCGUCAGUGAGAUUGAGUUCAGAGCUGAAGAAGUGGAACAGGAGAAGGAAGAGGAGAAGAAGGAGAAGGAGGAAGCUAGAGAGCUGGCUAGGAGAGCGAAAGAGGAAGUAAGGGAACAAGCUAAGAGGGAGAAGGAGGAGAGGAAGAGGGAGAAGGCAGAGGAGAAGGAGCUGAAGAGGAGGGAAAAGGAGGUGGAGAAAGAGAAGCAUAAAAGGGAGAAGGGUAGACCUGCUAGGGCUACUACUGUGGCUGGGGGGAAGAGGAAGAGGGGAAGCGCGGCUAUACAAAGAUUAGUUGAGGAAGGGAGUGAGGAGGAGGAAGGCGAGGAUGAGGUUGAGGAGCCUGUUCAGCCAGUUAAGCGAGGAAGGGGAAGACCACCGAAAGUGAAGAGUGUUGCUGCUCAGACGUCGAGGAAGGUAUCGGCGAGUGGUGGAAAUGUUCGUGGGACAUUGAAGCGUGGACGGGGAAGACCUCGUAAGGCGAGGGUUAAUCGGGAUUUGUGA
Molecule: messenger RNA, 1099 nt
Organism: Cadophora gregata
Lineage: Eukaryota; Fungi; Ascomycota; Leotiomycetes; Helotiales; Ploettnerulaceae
Exons: 2
Coding region: 542-1099 (185 amino acids)
Biological process (GO): regulation of DNA-templated transcription
Molecular function (GO): DNA binding
Source: RefSeq, a predicted model, not a curated record